UUGACAUGACUAUGACGCCCUUUUAAUUACCUGUAUUCUAUACCCAUACCCAUCCCAUUUUAUUUGCCGUUUUUUGGGAUAAAAUACUCGUUUAGCCUAUGUUCAGCGCAUAUGAUAGGGCUUCCCGUAGGUGAAAGAAUUUUUAAAAUCGGUCCAGUAGUUUCGGAGCCUAUUCACUGCAAACAAACAAACAAUUAAAUCUUUCCUCUUUAUAAUAUUAGUAUAGAUUUGGGUGUAUCUAAAUCUCAUAAAAUAUAGUACGUAAAUUAAUAUUAAUAUUCUGCAAUCGGUUUUAAUAUCAUUUCAGCAAGAAUGGAAUCACAACGCCGGUUGUAUUUUAAGAAGCAGAUAGUGAAAGAGUUGUCUCAACAUAAGACUAAAAUAUCUAAGAAGAUAGAAAAUGAAAACAGUUUAAAUAAUGAAACUGAAGGCAAUCGUAUUGUUACACUAUUAGGAAGUCAAUCCUAUUAUGAUCAAAUCCAUGGUUUUCCAUUAGCGAAUACAGUUAACACUAUGGAAAAAGAGUCGCAGGAUGAUCAUGGUAGUACCACCAAAGCUCUAUUAGAAGAUAUUACUGUCAAAGAUCUAACCAAACAAAAUAGUUAUACAGGAAAUAUACAAGUAGAAGAUAAUAUACGAGUUGAUAUUGAAUUUGAGUCGACUGAGAAUACUGAAGGUGUGUCGAAUAAAGAAAAUUCAAGCUAUCUAUUUUUAGAAAAAGAAAACUCUGAUGACGAACAAAUAUCUACCAAUGAACAAAAUCACAAAGAAAAAUCAAUCUCUAUCAGCAGCAAUACGGAAAAAGAGUCACAGAAUGAUCAUGUCAGUACCGCAAACGCUCUAAUAGAAGAUAUUACUAAUAAAGAUCUAAACAAAGAAAAUAGCUAUCCAGAAAAUAAUAUUCAAAUGGAUGUUGACUUUGAGUUGACAUACAAUACUGAAAGACAAUGCAAUAAAGAAAACUCGAGCUACGAAAUUACACAAAAAGAAAACGAUAAUGACGAACUAACUUCUAAAAAUGAACAAAGUGACAAAGAAAAAGAACCUGAACUUAUUUCUUCCUUAACGGAAGUUAUUGCUGAGAGUGACAUGGAAUUGCUGAGGAAGUCUCUUGAAGUAGAUGAAGAUGACGUAGAAUCAGAGAAAAUGAAUAAUUCAAACGAAGUUCAAGUCAAAUCCAAAAAAAAGUACAAGAGAAGCAAACCAAAUAAAAGUUAUGUUGAUUUUCUAUCCGAAGAAGAGGAUUUUGCGUGGGAUUCCUCUUCUUGGGUGGAAAGUGGGGAUGAAUCUUCAUCGGAAGAAAACAAUAAACCUCAAAAAAGGAAAAGAAAAGUAAGAUCAGAAGAUGGUAAAGUGGGUGAAGUAGGAUUGAAAAAAAAGAGAAAGAAUAAACGCAAAGAAGCAAAAACCUUAAGAGAAAAAGGAAAAGAGUAUAUGAAAAAAGACGGAGGUAUUGUAAAUGCAAGAUUACUUAAACCCAAUCCAUGCAUUGGAAAAUCCUGUGGUAACAACUGCAGCAAUGUUUCGGAAGAAAAAAGAAUAAAUAUAUUUGAUUAUUUUUGGGGACUAUCAUCCCAAAGAAAAAAAGAUUGGCUAAUAGGCAUGACUGCUAAAAGUGACAUAAAACGUAAGAGGUCAAAGGAUUCUGCUGUGAGGCACAAUACGUAUUAUUACUAUAUUAACGAUGGUGAAGGCCGACGUAAGGUUUGCAAAAAAUUUCUAGUAGACACUUUGGGUGUUAGCCCAAAAUAUGUUAGUUAUACUUUAGCUAAUGCAUCGUAUGGAUUAUCAAAAGAGGAAGGCAGAGGCAAAACUAUCCCUAAAAAUAAAACACCUCCCUUGGUAAAGGAGUCGGCCAUUAAUUUUAUCAAAAGCUUACCAGCACUACCAUCCCACUACUGUCGUAAAGACAGUACCAGAUUAUAUCUUCCCACUGAACUUAAAAACAUAAAAAACCUUUAUAGGAUUUAUAAAGAGUCAAAAACAUCAGAAGACUCAUGCCCGGGGCAGAACAAAAACAAAAUAGUUUUAGCCGCCCUACAUAACGCACUACUUCAAACGAAACAUAUUGAAACGAUACAAAUAAAUUAUCUGCUACCAGGGCAUACAGAAAUGACUGUCGAUAGCAUACACGCAACUAUCGAAAAUUCUGUUAGGAAUAAUACAAUAUGGGCACCAUCACAGUGGCCAACUGUUUUUCAGUUGGCUCGUAGAGAGCCCGCCCCAUAUUACGUAAAAACUCUUACUCACAACGAUUUCAUGAAUUAUGAAGAGUUUUCUGAAAAAUAUUUCAAAGGUAAUUUAACUGGUAAGAUAAGUAAGAUUCGGGUAGCAACAUUUAAAAAAUCGUCACCCAAUGUCAUGACUGUUAAAUACAGCAUGGAUGAAAAUGCAGAGACCGAUUCUAUAGCCAUAAUUUCGAGACCAAAGGUAGUACAGAGGAAGUACAAAGUAUCUUUGCCAAUAACUACGGUGAAGUACAAAGAUCUUAAAAAGCUGUGUGAUACAGGGGUUAUUCCCAAAAUUUUUCACCCAGAAUACACUAACUUUCCACACCGCGUUGGUAAAGAUGUUUUGAUAGAUACAGAUAUUGAGGAUGAGAUAGAAUGA
Molecule: messenger RNA, 2610 nt
Organism: Diatraea saccharalis (sugarcane borer)
Lineage: Eukaryota; Metazoa; Arthropoda; Insecta; Lepidoptera; Crambidae
Source: the annotation of a GenBank genome assembly